Messenger RNA from Acanthochromis polyacanthus (spiny chromis), 2195 nucleotides. RefSeq names its product regulator of G protein signaling 4 (gene rgs4). NCBI's taxonomy places the organism in Eukaryota, Metazoa, Chordata, Actinopteri, Pomacentridae. Bases 141 to 749 code for a protein of 202 amino acids. The transcript has 5 exons. The record is from RefSeq and is a predicted model, not a curated record.
UGCUGGGGGCGGAGAGAAGUGCAGCCUGCUGUCUAAUACAGAAGGACGCUGCUUUAAAAAAUCUGUUCACAAGUGCACUGUUGUGUCUUUGUCAUCAUUUACAACAACAGUACUGACUUUGGAUCUUCAAUAAACUCAUCAUGUGUAAAGGACUUGCAACUCUUCCUGCAACAUGCUUGAAAAGUGCCAAAGACAUCAAGCACAAAAUCAGCUUCUUGCUCCAGAAGCCUGAACCCCAAGCAGCCGAUCAGAAGCAGCUGAAAGAGAAAACUACCACUGCUGCUGCAAAGAGGGAGCCUAAUGCAGCUGAGGUGGAGAAAUGGAAGGAGUCUUUCAGCCACGUCAUGAGCAGUGACACUGGUCGCACUGUCUUCACCAGCUUCUUGAGGUCUGAGUUCAGUGAGGAAAACAUGGAUUUCUGGGUCGCUUGUGAAGACUACAAGAAGACUACACUCUCCAAGUUGGCAACCACAGCCAAGCAGAUCUACCAGCAAUAUGUUGAGGCAGAUGCUCCCAAUGAGGUAAACUUAGAUGCAGUGACGAAAGAACAGACGAGGCUGAAUGUCGAGAAUGCCUGCCCAUCUUGCUUUGAAGAGGCUCAGAAGAUGAUCUACACUUUGAUGGAGAAAGACUCCUACAAGCGCUUUCUCAAAUCUAAACUGAUCCAGGAUCUGUGUCAGAAAGAGAUAUCCACUGUUAAGGAGAAGAACGAGAAGAAAAACAAGGAGGCAUUAGCAGGUGGUGCCUAAGCAGGAAGGAAGAAGGCCAGACUUAAAGCAGGUGCCAGACUGUAAAUCUGGGAGAAGGCUGAUAUUGGGAAAGUUAGUAAGGCUGCUCUGUCCAAUGUUCAGAAAAACAGUGAUUGUGAAAGUGACUUAAAAGAUUUAUUUCUUUUUGAUACUUCCUGCUGUUAUUGGGCACCAGUGAAGAAUUGUGAGUACGUCCAAGAAAGAUGUUAACAUUUACCAUCUCUGCACUCACCAUCAGCUGUCAUGUGUCUUUCCAGAUUACACAGGUUGAUAUAGACUGGUUGAAUGUUAAACAUGUAAAUAUACAACACAAAUACAAACAUGUAAAUAAAUGUUAGUAUUGUGAAGUUUAGCUUUUGCUCCUGGUUUGACUGCAAAACAUAUUUUUUUAGGUUUCACUGACAGCUAUAACAGAAACAAUCUAAAGCUACCUCCACCCAGUAAGCACACACCUUCACUGCUGCCACAUUAUGUCAGAGGAAGAUAACAGAGUAUUUGUUUUGAGUAAUAACUAUGGUGAGUACCUGUAUUCCCAAACUAGUAAGUCCAGAAAGAAUGACUCAACUUCUAAGUAAAUGAGGAUAAUACUGGAACUAAAUUCAUAUGCUGAGUAAAGAUGAAAGUGGACUGCAUUUAAUUAAAUGAUGUAUGCAUUUGAAAGUAGAUUUUUGUAUAUUCUAAAAUAUUUAAAAUAUACUUACUCCAGUACUGCUCAUGAGAGUAUUAACCAUCAUAUAUGUAUCCACUUUGCAGUUAGUUUAGGUUGUCCCUCUAUGGCCUCCUUUCUCAAUGCAUUUUAAAUUUAUUUAGCCAUUGGCUUUACAACAGUUAUUUUUCCAUCUCCUACUCCCUGCCUGUUGUUGAUCACGUGUGACAGUGAAUGGAUAAUAUUGAUUUUCACCACUUAAACUAAGUAAUUUUAAGACUUUAUCAUGUGCAGCUCAUAUCAUAAGAUGUGAUACAAGUUGUCCAAAGUCAGCUGAUAUCAUAGCAACCACCUUUGCAGUAGAAAUAAGUAAAAAUGAUCUCUGCACGGUGAAAAGAUUGGCUUCGUCUACUUCUUGUAUAAAUUCUAAGCAUGCUUUUAUCUCAGUGUUAGUACCAGUAGAAGUGUUUUUCUGUUGCAUGUCUAACAGUUACCUAACAGCAGGAGAAAAGUUGAAAUUGUGACUUUUUGAUACAUUUUUAAAUGUUAUAUUGUAAGUCAUGCUUUUAUGCUGAGAUGUUUAUCAAUGGAAUUUGUGUAGGGUACUUAAUAAUGUGUUAACUUUCAUUGGAAACAUUUUGGUGACAAUCCUUAUGACAGUGUUUUAUUAAAAUGUAUACUGUGAUGGAUCAAAAGCUGCGUACUGUGUGUAGAUAUUUAUUAAACAAUGUCCAUGUCCUAUUUAUGUCAUAACUGUAAUGAUUCUCACAAAUAAAAUGAUGUGCUGGAUAAUGACAACA